AUGGCUGGUCUGAAGCAACAUAUGAUGAACCCUCUUCUAUUGCAAGAUUUGGUAGAUAAGCUACCGGCUAGCGACAAGCGCGAGUGGGUGCGUUAUAAGAAGAAGAAGAAGCUAGUCACAUUGUGUACUCUUUCCAAAUUUCUUUCGCGAAUCGUAGCCGAAGCGUGUGAGGCAAACGUGUCCCUGGACCCUAAAUCUGAUCAGAAAACGGUAGCUUCAACUAAAUGCACGAGAGGAGCAUCGAAAGGCGGAGUUUAUAACCACAGCAUUGCCGAAAACUCAAGAAGGAACGAGGGUGCUGAGAGGCGCCAAAAGCCGUGUGUAGUCUGCCAUCGUAUGGACCAUCGUUUGAGAUAUUGCGAAGAUUUCAGAAAACUGUCGUCGAGCGAUCGCAUCAAGCUGGUAGAGCAGAAAAGGCUAUGUAGAGUUUGCCUCAAUGACCAUGGGAAUGCGGAAUGCAAAUUUAUGCUCCGUUGCAGCGUUGGUGAAUGCCAGCAGCGCCAUAAUCCACUUUUGCAUCCCACAAGUACCACCGUCGCAAUGAAUACGCACGUUCAUUCAAACAAUUCGAUUCUUUUCCGCAUUCUACCUGUCGUUCUACACUGCGGACAAAAAUCAGUGCACACACUCGCAUUCCUGGACGAAGGGGCGUCGGUGACGCUAAUUGAAAGGCAUUUAGCGGAUAAAAUUGGCGCCAAAGGGAUAAAUUUACCACUGACCAUCAACUGGACGUCGGAUAUUUCCAGAAGCGAGAACGACUCCGUAUGUACAAACUUGUGGAUUUCACCCCCUGGGGCGGGCGACAAGAUGCUGCUGAAGGCGGUACAGACUGUGAAGGAAUUAUUACUUCCCUGGCAGUCAUUGGAAGCUACGGAGGUUGGGAAAAGAUACGCUUUUCUCCGUGAUGUACCUUUCCAUUCAUAUGCAGGUGAUCGUCCCGGAUUACUAAUCGGAUUGAACAACAUCCAUGUAAUUGCUCCAGUAGAAACCAAGCUCGGUUCUCCUGGCGAACCAAUCGCUGUUAAGUCAAGACUGGGCUGGACCGUGUAUGGUCCCCAAUCAAGGGAAGUAUUGAGAGAAUCUUUUCUGUAUCAUCACGAAGCAGUAAGCAAUCAGAAAAUUUAUGAUCUCAUAAAAGAUCAUUACGCACUAGAAGAAUCUGUGGGGGCGACUAUUCAAGAAUCCAAGGAAGAGAAAAGAGCCCGUGAUAUACUUGAACAAACAACGAAAAGAGUAGGAGACCGGUUUGAGACAGGACUCCUAUGGAAAACGGAACGUCGUCUGGAACAUCUGGAACGUCGUUUAGAAAAAACGCCCGAUCUGUACGAGAAUGUUAAGCAACAAGUAGUCGAGUAUCUCCAGAAGGGGUAUGCGCAUGUGGCAACCGCGGAAGAAUUGGCUAAAAUGGAUCGUCGCAAAAUGUGGUAUUUGCCUCUAAAUGUGAUUCUAAACACGAAAAAGCCCGGCAAAGUUCGUUUAGUAUGGGACGCCGCCGCACGAGUAGACGGCGUUUCAUUGAAUUCACAGUUGCUCAAAGGACCUGACAUGCUCACUUCGCUAACUGCUGUCGUGUGCCGUUUUCGAGAGCGACCAAUCGCUUUCGGUGCAGACAUUCGUGAGAUGUACCACCAACUGAAAAUACGCAAGGAGGAUAAAUCGGAACAGCUAUUUGUUUUUCGGAGGAACCGAACGGAAAAACCGGACGUCUAUAUAAUGGACGUGGCCACAUUCGGCGCCUCUAGUUCUCCCUGUUCGGCGCAGUUCGUUAAGAACCUAAACGCCCAUGAGUUCAUGCAUGAGUAUCCUGACGCAGCGAAGGCAAUCGUCGAAAGCCACUAUGACGAUGAUUAUUUCGACAGCGUGAAUUCCGUGGAAGAAGCCAUUCAGCGAGCAAAGGACGUUACGUACGUACAUGCUAGAGGAGGAUUUCAGAUAAGGAAUUGGGUUUCCAACGCAGAGGAAGUGCUUCGAAGUCUCGGUGAGCAGAAGUCCUUGACGGAAGUUAGUCUGAGCCAGGACAAAAUCACAGAAUCAGAGCGUGUCUUGGGAAUCAUAUGGAACACUUGUAACGACACCUUGUCAUUCUCUACAAAUCAUCGUCAGGAUCUAGGAAGAUUUCUCUGUGGUACAGAAAGACCAACGAAGCGAGUGGUCCUGAGUUGUGUUAUGGGGCUUUUCGACUCUCAAGGCAUGCUUUCUCACUUCACGGUACAUGGAAAACUUAUUGUUCAAAACCUUUGGCGGCUGGGCUAUGAAUGGGACGAAGCUAUUGAUGACGGAAGUUGGUCCGAAUGGAAGCGCUGGACCGAGUUAUUGCCAGUUGUUGCAGAAAUACAAAUCCCACGCGCGUAUUUUGGUGAACUUCGUUCGGAUGAAAUCGAUUCGCUGGAGCUACACGUGUUUACUGAUGCAAAUGACAUCAUCACGAAUAGGCUAGUACAAUAUGAUCACGAAAAGUUCGGCCACGCUAACCGUGAGACGGUUUUUAACGAACUAAGACAACGUUUCUACGUUCCAAAUUUGCGAUCAGUGAUCCUCAAAAUAAUGAAGAAUUGUACUUGGUGCCAGGUUUACAAGUGCUUUCCACAAACUCCAAAGGAAGCUCCAUUACCCGUUCCACGAGUGACUGCUAAACUGCGUCCAUUCAGUUCAGUCGGCGUAGAUUACCUGGGGCCGAUUGAAGUGACUGUCGGGCGCAGAAAAGAAAAGAGAUAUGUUGCGGUGUUUACCUGUUUGGCUAUUCGAGCCAUCCAUUUAGAGGUGGUCCAUAGUUUGACCACACAAGCAUGUCUCAUAGCGAUUCGUCGAUUCUGCUGUAGAAGAGGCGUUCCAGAAGAAUUCGUGUCAGACAACGCCACGAACUUUAAAGCUGCCAGUAAAGAGUUGAUAAAGUCCAUUCACGACAAUUGCGCAAACUGUGUCAUUAGCGCCAGGACCAAAUGGACCUUCAUACCUCCGGGAACUCCGCAUAUGGGAGGGGCCUAG
Molecule: messenger RNA, 2985 nt
Organism: Armigeres subalbatus
Lineage: Eukaryota; Metazoa; Arthropoda; Insecta; Diptera; Culicidae
Exons: 2
Coding region: 1-2985 (994 amino acids)
Molecular function (GO): nucleic acid binding
Source: RefSeq, a predicted model, not a curated record